AUGGCAGCAGCAGAUGACGAAACACAGUCUGUUGAACAGGCGGUCGAAGAGCAGGUCACAGCAUUUGAUGAUAUAGAUUCAAUGACUGUCAAACAUCCUCUGCAGAGUGCGUGGACUUUGUGGUUCGACAGUCCCAACAAAAAGUCAAGUGUAAAGGAAUGGAGCUCCAAUUUAAAAGAAAUCAUUUCGUUUGAUACCGUUGAAGACUUUUGGGGAGUGAUUAACAAUGUCAUUGGAGCAUUGGAUAUUCCACUGGCGGGCAACUAUCAUUUGUUUAGAAAGGGGAUUGAACCUGCGUGGGAAGAUAAAGCCAAUUCCAAAGGCGGAAAAUGGUCGUUUGCCAUUACAAAGCAAAGAAGAGUACAAGAUCUGGACAAGUUCUGGCUGAAUACGAUGAUGGCUGUUAUUGGCGAGCAAUUCACAUACUCUGAUGAAAUUACUGGAAUCGUUGUAUCUAACCGUAGAGCACACGAUCGUAUUUCCGUCUGGACACGGGAUGCUGAAGAUCGAGAAAAGUGCUUGAAGAUUGGUGAGGAGCUGAAAAAGUUUUUGCCUACUACCGAGAUCAUCAGCUAUCUAAGUCACUCUGACCCUCAAAAGAAAAAAUCUAGCAGUUUCAAUAGCGAUAAAUACACCAUUUAG
Molecule: messenger RNA, 642 nt
Organism: Batrachochytrium dendrobatidis JAM81
Lineage: Eukaryota; Fungi; Chytridiomycota; Chytridiomycetes; Rhizophydiales
Exons: 5
Coding region: 1-642 (213 amino acids)
Biological process (GO): translational initiation
Cellular component (GO): eukaryotic translation initiation factor 4F complex
Molecular function (GO): translation initiation factor activity; RNA 7-methylguanosine cap binding
Source: RefSeq, a predicted model, not a curated record